AUGGAUGACACACCGAGAAGGGCGUUGAUACGAAUCGGCUUCUUCGCCGUGUUGAUGCUUCUGCUGGGAAGCAUGCUAGCAAUGGGGUUUACUAUUCCCCUCGCAUUCAUCAUUUGUUUAAGAAAUUGGUGGCUCACACUUUUCUGCUUAUUUGUCGGCUAUCGAAUAUGGCUCACCGAUUUCUUUCAACGGAUUCGCGCCACGAUACGACGAGAUCUCAAGGGACUCUUCCUUCUCAUCACCGUCAAGAGAGAAAUCAAACGACGCCUUGCACAAAACGAGCCACUUCACAAAGUCUUCUUGGAAAAGGUAGCUGCUCAUCCGAGAAAACCAGCUGUCGCUGAAGUUGAGACAGGUCGAACGCUGACGUUCGAGGAGUUGAAUAGACUAGUCAAUCAGUACGCCAAUUACUUUGAUGCUGAAGAAUACAACAACGGAGAUGUUGUUUCACUUUUCCUCGAAAACAGCAUUGACUUCUUUGCGGUUUGGCUAGGACUCUCAAAGAUUGGUGUCGUGUCAGCGUUUAUCAACUCCAACCUCAAGCUCGAGCCACUGGCACAUUCGAUUCGUGUUGCAAACAGCCGAUGUGUCAUCACUUCGACAGCACUUUUGCCAACACUGAAAGCUGCGAUAGCCAAAGACUUGCUACCAAAUGACACGAAGAUUAUGCUAAUCGAUGGUGAGGAUCAAGACGAGUUUACUUCACUCAACAAAGAGAUCAAGGAAAAAGUCGUCUCCGAACAAGAACCACCAAACAAAGGAGUCAAGUUUACAAAUGUUUUGUGCUACAUCUACACUUCGGGAACAACGGGAAAUCCAAAGCCAGCAGUGAUCAAACACUUCAGAUACUUCUGGAUAGCAAUGGGUGCUCAACGGGCUUUUGGAAUUGAGCCGAAGGAUCGAGUGUACAUCACGAUGCCUUUGUACCACAGUGCCGCUGGAAUUAUGGGAAUCGGAAGCGUUAUUGUUGCCGGAACUACAGCCAUCAUUCGAAAGAAAUUCUCUGCGUCGAAUUUCUGGAAGGAUUGUGCAAAAUACGAUUGCACGGCCAGCCAAUAUAUUGGAGAAAUUUGCAGAUACCUCUUGGCACAACCUGAGUCGAAAGAAGAAAAACAGCACCGAGUCCGAGUGAUGUGGGGUAAUGGCCUUCGACCCGAAAUCUGGAAACAAUUUGUGGAUCGCUUCGAAAUCAAGAGAAUCGGAGAGUUGUAUGGAUCGACUGAGGGAAAUUCAAAUAUUGUGAACGUCGACAACCAUGUCGGCUCCUGUGGUUUCUUCCCGAUCUACCCACACAUUAGCCAACUCUACCCAGUGCGUCUCAUCAAAGUUGACGAGCAGACGGGCGAGCUUGUUCGAGGACCGGAUGGCCUUUGUGUUUCGUGCCGUCCCGGCGACACUGGUGAGAUGAUCGGAGUGAUCAAGAAUGAUGACACAUUGCUGAAAUUUGAAGGAUACGUUAACAAGGGUGACACGGCAAAGAAGAUCUAUCGAGAUGUGAUCAAGAAAGGCGAUCAAGUAUUUGCGUCGGGUGACAUUCUCCAUUGGGACAAUUUGGGCUACUUGUAUUUCCGGGAUCGACGAGGAGAUACAUUCAGAUGGAAAGGUGAAAACGUGUCCACCACAGAAGUCGAGGGAAUCUUGCAACCAGUUAUGGAGGUGGCCGAUGCGACUGUUUACGGAGUACAAAUUGGGAAAAUGGAGGGCCGAGCUGGAAUGGCGGGUGUGGUUUUGAGCGAUGGCGUUGAUCAACAGAAAUUCUUGAAAGAUAUCGCCGUUCGAUUGACAUCGAAUCUCGCCAGCUAUGCUGUUCCGGUGUUCAUCCGUUUUCUCAAAGAAGUUGACAAAACAGGUACUUUCAAGUUAAAGAAGCUGGACCUUCAAAAGCAAGGCUACGAUCUGUCGAAAUGCGGCGCUGAUCCGAUUUUUUACUGGAAUGCCGGCGAGAAAGGAUACACGUUGUUGGACGAUUCGAUGCAACGGAAUAUCGAUGAAGGAAUCUACACAAAAUUU
Molecule: messenger RNA, 2010 nt
Organism: Mesorhabditis belari
Lineage: Eukaryota; Metazoa; Nematoda; Chromadorea; Rhabditida; Rhabditidae
Source: the annotation of a GenBank genome assembly